Messenger RNA from Rhineura floridana, 1178 nucleotides. It is a transcript of the gene FAM174A, whose product is annotated as family with sequence similarity 174 member A. Bases 185 to 673 code for a protein of 162 amino acids. Lineage: Eukaryota; Metazoa; Chordata; Lepidosauria; Squamata; Rhineuridae. The record is from RefSeq and is a predicted model, not a curated record. The transcript is spliced from 3 exons.
CGCCGAGGGAGAGGGGCGGGGAUUGUAGCCUUGUCCUCCGUCGUCGUGUGGCUUGGCUCCAUGGCAGCGCCGUGGGUGGGCUCCCGGGAAGAUGAGAACUUCCGCUUCUCUUCCCUCCUUUCCUGAUCUAGGGCCCAGCGCCGCUUAGGCCGCGCCCACCUGGCUCAGGUUAGGACCGGGCGUAAUGCAGUGGCUAUUGCCGGGUCUGCUCCUGCCAUCCGUCCUGCGGCUUUUGUCGGGGCUGCUCCUGUUGACCUCGCUGUGCAGAGGAGAAGUCGCUCCGGCUGCCGUACAGCUGCUGCCCUCGUCGUCCUCUUCCUCUGCGAUCUCGGGCCACGACGAUGCUCCGGUGGUCUCCCUGGGCAGUACCGGUUCUCCGGGCGGAGAGGCGGCGCGGAGCGGCAAUGCUAGCAGCAACGUGGCCGGCGUGCCUUCCCGGCCUGAGCGCAACCAGCCCAUGACCCAGCGUGCCCUCUCGGUCCUCGUCCUGGCCAGCGCCGCCCUCAUCGUCUAUUUCGUCAUCCGGACCGUCCGACUUAGACGAAGAAGCAGAAAGACACGGCGAUAUGGGGUUCUGGACACAAACAUAGAAAAUACAGAGCUGACACCAUUAGAACAAGAUGAUGACGAUGAUGACACAACACUAUUUGAUGCCAAUCAUCCUCGAAGAUAAGUGUGUGCCUUUUGGGAAUUUUUUUUCCGUUGUGGAACAACAAAAGAACGCUAUACAGAAGGAAUAGGAAGCCAAUAUGAGAGCUGGAGAUAUACAUUAUGGCAUUCUUAGUUUGUUGCAAUAAGCACUGUAACAUUUUACUGUACCUUUUGUACAUACAGAAAUGUUUUAAGUUCAGAGUCUAUGGAAAUUGUGCACUAAAUUUAAACCUAUUUUAAAACAGGGCAUUUUCUGCUUAUGUUAAUUCUGUAUUGUGGUCUUCCCUUCUGGAAUACUAACUGAAAUUAUAUUUGUGGGUUUCUUGGCCAACUUAAUUUUUUAGCUUUAUGUCAAGCGUGAUAACUUACUUGUGUGAACUCUCAGCAGCUAACCUUUACUUUCAUUUAACAAAGAUCUUGCCAAAUCUAACUACCUGUGUCUGAGCAGUAUUUUUUUUCCUUUGUAAACUGGAUAUACAUUAUAGAUCUGUGUAAGUAAUGCAAAUAAAUGUUUACAGUAUUCCUAA